This is a messenger RNA of Ostrea edulis (European flat oyster), 4940 nucleotides long. RefSeq lists its product as uncharacterized. The transcript has 9 exons. The record is from RefSeq and is a predicted model, not a curated record. The coding region runs from base 84 to 1214 and encodes 376 amino acids. Lineage: Eukaryota; Metazoa; Mollusca; Bivalvia; Ostreida; Ostreidae.
GUUCUCCACUAUAACUGGGAUGACACAUAUACACACGUCUAGCAGAAUGUUUUUCUCUUCAUUGCAUAAUACAACCCAAACUGAUGAUUACAAUGGAUAAGUACAAAUAUUUUCGAGUUUGGAUUCUAUUUUCUUCUGUUGUGAUACAUGUCCAUGCAUCAACUGUGAAAGUGGAAAAAGUAUACCUCAAUUGGACAUACUCGAACGAGGCAUGUGUCUUACUGGAUUUCCUUAGUGUGAAACCCAAUUUUAAGACGCUUGUGGCGGACAUGAAACAAAAUGAAAAGUACUGGAUUAAAGAUAAUGUGGUGGAAAGAAGCGUCGUGACCAAAGGUUGCCAGACGAAAGUAAACGUUUUGAAUUCGACUACAAUAGAAGACAAUAUUCUUUCAAAAUGCUUUCAAUUCUGCUCCGAAUCUAGCGACACAGUUGGGAUACAGGAAAACAACUGUUCCUGUCUUUCAAAUCUGAAUAACGGCUUCGAUAAUGUCUGUGAUGAUCAAUGUGUAUGGACGAACGAACAAUGUAAAGAAAUAGCUGCAUUUUCUGUUUAUGAAAGAAAAGAUUAUAAAAGCAUCCUGAGUGGUUAUCGUUUCGACCGUUGUAUUACCCUAUUUUACACCCAACAACUGUUUUGGACUAAAACUGAUUGCUCAAAGAAAUGUCACUAUAUAUGUCAAAAAAAUGGAGAUUUACUUGUAAACUCCCAAGAAGAGGUUACUUGGCUGGAGGCUGUUUCCAUAUGUGCUAGGAAUCAAUCAGUGUUGGCGAACAUUCUACCAGAAACUAACGUUAAAUUGCCCCGAAAUGCUAGAUAUCGUCUAUCGUAUUGGGUUGGAAUACGGCAACACUAUGAAACAGUUUCAGAUGAUAAAUCUGUAUGCCAUUACAUUGAGCGUUAUAAAGCAAACGAUAUUCUAUAUGGAGCAGAGACGUGUACGAAGGAGUUACACUACAUUUGUUUGAAUGAAGACACUACAUCCACAAGUAUGGUUAAACCAAGUGAUUCUACAACUCAACACCCAGUAUCGGUCACAAAUCAUCAAGGUAAAUCCUGCCAAUGGACAAAAUUGGUAUAUUUUAUUAGAAAGUGUUUGGCGUUAGAUUUUCUCUUUAAUUCAAAUUUGCAUUUAGAUGAUUUGAUUAUUUUUCACUGCUCUGAACAAUUAAAGGACAAAACGCAUGGUUUGAAAGGUUUUUUAGUUUUUAAUUAAAAUCAAUUCCUGAUGUGUUUAAUAACAAAACUGAAAUAUUUCAAAAUUCAACUGUAGCUAAUUUUAAAAGUUCUAAGACGAUGAUAUUCGAAUUCCGCGAUAUGCAUAUUUUUAAACCGAUUUUCCGCGCCAUUAUGUGUGAAAUCAUAUGCGCCCUUUCGAUCGUGGAAGUGUGUAGACAGCUGGCCCUUUUACGCGAUUGUAAAAUGUGGGAUUAUGUCAUUCUGUGCCGCCUUCGGUUGUAACAGUCGACAGAGGAAGGGAUCCAUGGUAAGUUUCUUUUUCACCUAUCCGAAGGAUGCGGUGAGGAGGAAGAUCUGGUGAUUUUCUGGCGCCGUGAGGACUUUGUGCCAACGAAGAACAACAUUUUUCCAAGGGCCAGUUAGAUAGAGAUUCAGAAAAGCUUCAGGAGAAUGGCUUCGCUGGAGCUAAAAUCCGACUGCGGAGCGAUGCUGUACCAUAUAUCCUUUUUGUAGUGCGUCAUCUUCAGGAUGGGAAUGUCACAGCCACAUUUGCAAAACGCCAGACAGCCGAUGUAAGUUAUUAGUAACAUUUGUACUUAAUAUUUUCAUAUUGUUAAUAUUGGUAUAAUAAUCAAUGAAUAUAAUUCAUUCUGAAGUGAAUAUAAUACAUGUACAUGUACAUAGGUAGUUUGAGAAAAUGAUCUAUAGUAAAAUAGAAAUCUACUGUAUGUAAAACUUAUACGGUACCUAUUUUGAUGCACCAGAUGCGCACUUCGACAAAUAAUGUCUCUUCAGUGAUGCUCAACCGAAAUGUUUGAAAUCCGAAAUAACAAUGAAGUUUUAGAGCUAUUAGGGGAAAACAGUGCGCCAAAAAAAAAAAAAAAAAGGAGUCAAAUUCGUCUAAGGAUAAGAGCUAUGCGUGAGGGAGAUAAUUCUUAAUUUUGAAAUGAAUUUCUAAAUUUUAUAACCAAUUAAAUAUACAUCCGUAUUUUCAAGCUAGUAACGAAGUACUUCGCUACUGGACUGUAGAGACCCUCGGGGACUAACAGUCCACUAGCAAAGGCCUCGACCCAGGGGUCAUAAUGUAAAACUUAUACGGUACCAAUUUGGAUGCACCAGAUGCGCAUUUCGACAAAUAAUGUCUCUUCAGUGAUGCUCAACCGAAAUGUUUGAAAUCCGAAAUAACAACGAAGUUUUAGAGCUAUUAUAGGGGAAAACAGUGCGCCAAAAAAAGUGGAGUCAAAUUCGUCUAAAGAUAAGAGCUAUGCGUGAGGGAGAUAAUCCUUAAUUUUGAAAUGAAUUUCUAAAUUUUAUAACCAAUUAAAUAUACAUCCGUAUUUUCAAUCUAGUAACGGAGUACUUCGCUACUGGGCUGUGGAGACCCUCGGGGACUAACAGUCCACCAGCAGAGGCAUAUGUAGAUUACAUUGUAGUUUUUUAAAAUGCAAAUAAGUGUGGGGUCAGGUGAUUGGGGGAUGGGUAAUCAUUCUCCGUUGACUGGUCACACCCGCCGUGAGCCCUAUAUCCUGAUCAGACAAAUGGAGUUAUCCGUGGUCAUAAUUAGUGUGCCAAGAACGGUCUAACAAUCGGUAUGACACACGUUAGACAGCAUUUGACCGGUCGACAGGGGAUGCAUACUCCUCCUAGGCACCUUAUGCCACCCGCCUCUGGUGUGCCCAGGGGUGCGUGUUUGUCCAACUAUCUAUUUUAUAUUGCUUAUACACUGUAGGAGUUAUGCGAUUGAUCACUGUUUGUGAUCUUCACCUUUCAUUACGUAAUGUAACUAACUUAAUGUAAUCUUUUUUUGUAUAUACUAUACAGGUGUUUCAAAGAAGGUGGGCUCUGCCGCUAAUAGGCAAGACGGUGAGAUAUCCAACUCUGGGUGAUGAGUUCUGACAACCAUUGUUCCUGGGUGGCAGCCUCCAGUGGGGAUAGCGGAGACCAGAAGAACAGAAGUGGUCUUCCGUGGUGGAGCAUGUCACCAACAAAAAUGAUAAAUGUCAUAUUGGGGUGUUGACCGAGGACGGACAAUUUAUGAUAAGACAAUAAAGUAUAUACUUGUAUGCAAAGGUGAAGAUAACGAACAGUGAUCAAUCUCAUAACUCCUACAAGCAAUACAAUAUAGAUAGUUGGGCAAACACGGACCCCUGGACACACCAGAGGUGGGAUCAGGUGCCUAGGAGGAGUAAGCAUCCCCUGUAUGUAAAGUAAUGAAACAUCAUUGACUAUGACCAAUCAAAGGUGUUUAUUAAUAUUUGUAGAUUGAUACUGAUUAAGUCCAACCUAUAAAAUUUUACAGGUUUCGGUGCCCACAAGCUCUUCAAAGAGGUGGUGGAGAGCAAGUUCCUGCUAAAAGAUAUGAGGAAGUUAUCUCCCCUGCGCCAAACCUACAGCCUUGGAGGUGUUUCACAGUGUUGUGAACAGCUUUGCACCGAAGACCGCCAACUUUUUCUACCCAUUGAUAAUGCCCAGGCAAUUUUGAUCUUAUAAGAUGCAUUAAAUAAAAACUAACUAUGUUUAGAAUUUUUUAUUUGAUAUAUUGCAUUUAUAAUAGCUACAUGUAUAUGUUUGUUCAAGUCUGUAAAUUGUAAAGUCUUCAACAUAUUUUGUACAGAUUGAGUAUGACAGCUCUACACUUUAAUGAGCAUGGUCAGCGUGAACAGGCUGUGAUCAGAUCUAGGGAUUUACAGUGCCAGCUUAGCUAUCUGAAAGGGAAAAAGGGAGAAUAUGCAGAUACAUGACUCAAUGAGACUACAGGGCCAUAUUGUGGAUAAACCUUGUUGAACGGUGCAUGCAACUUCUCUCAUACUUAUUCGCUUGAUCACAUGGGAAAGUCAUCAUUGGAUAUCAGGCACCAUCCACCAAAUCGUCAUACGCUGCAGUUGUCAAGGACCAGCUGAUCAUCACAUGAUUGGGGAGGCAACCCUAACCAGCAGAACAAAGGUACUGAUAUCCGGUGUAACUUUUGAGGGACACUGCUGUCGAAUCCUGGAUAUCACAAACGCUGGAUUAAACUUCCGAUUGCCUCAUCCAAGACUGUGACAUACCCAUACUACAAAUCGUCGAUAGGCGAUGUGUCGAUAUACUCGGUUAAGAUUGAUUUCAUCAUUAUUUAAUUUGUGCUUGUACAAUAUUGAUUCUAUGUUUGGAUGUUUUUCUCUCUCCACUGUCAAUAUAAAAUCCUAUUGUAUACUUUCAAGCCUCUACAUGGAUUAGCUCCAGCAUAUUUCCAGGAACUAGUUCAAGUCUGCCAUCCAUAGCAACACUUCGUUCUGUGGAUUUAUUAUACUUUCUAAACCCACGUGCUCGUACUAAACUAUAUGGCGAAAGACGGUUUGAUGUUUGGUGUCGAGAGUUCAUUAGCUGCUUUUAAAACAAACUUAAAACAUCUCUAUUUUAUAUUUGCAUUUAAUUUGUAAUUGGGUAUUGGAUACAGUUAUUUCAAAUAAAACCACAGAACAACCCUCAGUUUUAGUAUUAUUUUAUGCCUUUUUCUAUAUAUUUAUUCUGCUUUGUUUUAGUUUGGUUUUAUUGUGUUACAUGUAAAGCGCCUCGGGGUAAUUGUCUUAAUUAGAUAAAGCGCUACAUAAAUGUAUAAUAAUAAUAAUGAUAAUAAUAAUUGAUAUCUUAUCAUUUGACAAUGGUGAAUAAUUUUUCAUUUUGUCUGUUAUUGUGAAUUAAUCACUGUAUUUGUAUAUAUUGUAUCUAUUUCUUAUUUAGUGUAUGGUAAUAUUCUAAGCACGAUUAAAAUGUGAUUAACUUC